This is a messenger RNA of Apiotrichum porosum, 1143 nucleotides long. RefSeq lists its product as uncharacterized. The record is from RefSeq and is a predicted model, not a curated record. The coding region runs from base 1 to 1143 and encodes 380 amino acids. Lineage: Eukaryota; Fungi; Basidiomycota; Tremellomycetes; Trichosporonales; Trichosporonaceae. The transcript is spliced from 9 exons. Gene Ontology annotation, molecular function: nucleotide binding.
AUGACGCACAACGCGACUGAAUCGACGCCGUACGUCGCGCAGUGGGGCAUUCUUGGGUGCGGCUGGAUAUCGUCCGAGUUCGCCAAGGACCUGUGCCGCUCACCAGCUGGACGCGGCGCCAGCGACAUCUCUCAUGCCAUCGUCGCCGUCGGGUCGCGUAGCCAGGCCAAGGCUGACGCGUUUGUCGCCGAGUUUGUCCCUCGCGGCGCUGCGGCGCAAGUCGACGGCCUCUGCAAGGUCGAGCCGCGCGGACAUGGAAGCUAUGCAGGUGUCGUCAAUGCCCCAAAUGUCCACAUUGUGUAUAUUGGUACCACGACUUCUGCGCACUACGAUGACGCGCGCCUUGUUCUCGAGGCCAGCAAGCACUGCCUGGUGGAGAAGCCCGCGACACUCAACGCAGCCGAAUGGGCCGACUUGAGCACCCUGGCAAAGAAGCAGGGCGUGUUUCUGAUGGAAGGCGUGUGGACCCGUUUCAACCCGUGCUUCCUGGCCAUUGAGAAGGCCAUCUUGCACGACAAUGUCAUUGGCGACAUUCGCUGUAUCUACUCGGACAACAGUCUCGACUGGCACAACAAGAAACCCGACUCGACGCGCAUGCUGUCCGCCGAGCAGGCAGGUGGCAGCGUGCUCGACCUGGGACCGUACCCGCUUGUCUAUACCAUGAUGCUCAUGUACCGCCACCCCAAGAACGGCCUCACCCCGCCCGCCCAGGUCGGCUCGACGAUGAUGCUGUCCCGUACGGGUGUCGACCUCGCGAGCAGCGUGACACUCACGUUUCCGCAGCUCGAGGCGAUCGCCUACCUCACCAUGAACUCGCUCAGCUCGACGCCCAAGCAGCUCCACACCCGGAUCGUUGGCACCACAGGCGAGAUCCUCAUCAAAGGGUGGACCUCGCGCCCGUCAAAGUUUUGGAUACGCAGGCUCGUCGACCCUGCUGAGGGUGGCGUCUUCCUCGAGGACGAAGAAGUCGACUGUGCCUUUGACGAGUUUGGACUGUGCUUUGAGGCAGACGCGGUCGCGCGCUGCGUGAGGGACGGGCUGCUCGAGUGCCCUCGUCUGCCCCACGAAGACACACUCAUGACCAUGGGGGUGCGAAAGCAGGGUGGAUAUGAAUUCCUUCCGGGCCUCGAGAAGGUAAAGUAA